UCUCUCUUUCUUUCCAUGUACGCUGUAACUGUUUUGGGAAAUUCAUUUAUAAUAGGCACUAUAUACCUAGCACGAACUCUGCACACAGCAAAGUACAUAGCUGUGUUUAACUUGGCCUUCACUGAUCUCUGUGGAAGCUCUGCUAUUAUUCCAAAGUAUGCAAACAUGUUUCUGAGUGAGAACCAGUACAUACCUUAUGAAGACUGUCUGGCAAGCAUGUUUUUUGUUUUUGUUUUUAUGACCAUGCAGUCCUUUACUCUGCUUGCUUUAUGCUUUGACAGAGUAAUUGCUAUAUGUUUUCCUCUGAGGUAUCAUGCUAUUGUCACCAAAAACAUAAUGACUCUGAUCAUUGGCGUUAUGUGGCUUGUCUCUGUAUUUCUUGUUUCUAUCCGUAUAGCUUUGAUUGCCAGACUGUCCAUCUGUGGAUCUACUACAGUUAAUAGUUAUUUCUGUGAUCAUGGCCCUGUCUACAGACUAGCCUGUAAUGAUAAUUCUCCUAACCACAUGAUGUCCUAUGUCAAUAUUUCUGUUGUUUUUUGCUUUCCAUUGCUACUAAUAGCUCUCUCCUAUGUUUGUAUUGGUGUUGCUUUGAGUAAGAUCUCACAGGGUGCUGAUCGAAUGAAAGCUAUGAAAACCUGCACUUCCCAUCUCUUAUUAGUGGCCAUGUAUUAUCUUCCCAUCAUUAGCAUUUAUAUUACUGCUCAUACAACAGACAUAAAUCCAAAUACUAGAAUAAUCAACUCAGUCCUAACACAAACAAUUCCACCUAUGUUAAACCCCAUCAUAUAUACUCUGAAGACAGAGGAGUUUUCUGGCUGGUAG
Molecule: messenger RNA, 822 nt
Organism: Pygocentrus nattereri (red-bellied piranha)
Lineage: Eukaryota; Metazoa; Chordata; Actinopteri; Characiformes; Serrasalmidae
Product: olfactory receptor 1E1-like
Exons: 3
Biological process (GO): G protein-coupled receptor signaling pathway
Cellular component (GO): membrane
Molecular function (GO): G protein-coupled receptor activity; olfactory receptor activity
Source: RefSeq, a predicted model, not a curated record